UGGCUGGCUGCGGCUGUCACUCCGGGUCGUUUCCCUGAGGUCGGUCCUCUGCCGGGGGCGGGAGGAAGAGGGGCAGGACUGGGGCCUGACGAGCCGUCGCUGCCGCCGCCGUCUUCGCGGCUGCUAUGACCUGCGGGCGAGGCGCCCUCCGCAGCUCUGCGCAGCGCUAGUCGCGGCCGUGCGCCAGCCGUAGCCGUCUGGGUCCCCAGCGCAGCCGCUCCCGCGGCUCCCUCGGCUCUUCCAGCGCCGCCUGCAAGGCGAGGCGGAGGCAGGAUGAAGAUGACGGUGGAUUUCGAGGAGUGUCUGAAGGACUCGCCCCGCUUCAGGGCUGCUUUGGAAGAAGUAGAAGGAGAUGUGGCAGAAUUGGAACUGAAACUUGAUAAGCUUGUGAAGCUAUGUAUUGCAAUGAUUGAUACUGGAAAAGCCUUUUGUGUUGCAAAUAAACAGUUCAUGAAUGGGAUUCGAGACCUGGCACAGUAUUCUAGCAAUGAUGCUGUAGUUGAGACAAGUUUGACCAAAUUUUCUGACAGUCUUCAAGAAAUGAUAAAUUUUCACACAAUCCUAUUUGACCAAACUCAGAGAUCGAUUAAGGCACAGCUUCAGAACUUUGUCAAAGAAGAUCUUAGAAAAUUCAAAGAUGCCAAGAAGCAGUUUGAAAAAGUCAGUGAAGAAAAAGAAAACGCAUUAGUAAAAAAUGCUCAAGUACAAAGAAACAAACAGCAUGAAGUUGAAGAAGCCACAAACAUUCUGACAGCAACAAGAAAAUGUUUUCGACACAUAGCCCUAGAUUACGUACUUCAGAUUAAUGUCCUUCAAUCAAAACGGAGAUCAGAAAUCCUGAAAUCAAUGUUAUCCUUUAUGUAUGCCCAUUUGGCCUUCUUUCAUCAAGGAUAUGAUCUAUUUAGUGAACUUGGGCCCUACAUGAAGGAUCUUGGUGCACAGUUGGAUCGACUGGUUGUAGAUGCAGCAAAGGAGAAAAGAGAAAUGGAGCAAAAACAUUCCACCAUUCAACAAAAGGAUUUCUCCAGUGAUGAUUCUAAGCUAGAAUAUAAUGUAGAUGCUGCAAAUGGCAUUGUUAUGGAAGGUUAUCUGUUCAAACGAGCCAGCAAUGCCUUCAAAACUUGGAACAGGAAAAAGCCCGAUCAUAUCAGACGCUGGUUUUCAAUACAGAAUAAUCAGUUGGUUUACCAGAAAAAGUUUAAGGAUAAUCCCACUGUGGUGGUGGAAGAUCUAAGGCUCUGCACAGUGAAACAUUGUGAGGACAUAGAACGACGAUUCUGCUUUGAGGUGGUCUCUCCAACAAAAAGUUGUAUGCUUCAGGCAGAUUCUGAAAAGCUGCGCCAGGCAUGGAUUAAGGCUGUUCAGACCAGUAUUGCUACUGCUUAUAGAGAGAAGGGUGAUGAAUCGGAGAAGCUGGAUAAGAAAUCAUCUCCAUCCACAGGAAGCCUGGAUUCUGGAAAUGAGUCAAAAGAUAAAUUAUUGAAAGGAGAAAGUGCAUUGCAGCGAGUCCAGUGUAUUCCUGGCAAUGCCAGCUGUUGUGACUGUGGUCUGGCAGACCCACGGUGGGCCAGCAUCAACCUGGGCAUCACCCUGUGUAUCGAGUGUUCUGGGAUUCACCGGAGUCUUGGAGUUCAUUUUUCAAAAGUACGAUCUUUAACUUUAGACACCUGGGAGCCUGAACUUUUAAAGCUUAUGUGUGAGUUGGGGAAUGAUGUUAUGAAUAGAGUUUAUGAAGCUGAUGUGGAAAAAAUGGGAAUAAAGAAACCGCAACCAGGACAAAGACAGGAGAAAGAGGCGUAUAUCAGAGCAAAAUAUGUGGAGAGAAAAUUUGUGGAUAAAUAUUCUAUAUCAUCAUCACCUCCUGAGCAGGAAAAAAAGAUUGCCUCCAAAAGUUGUGAAGAAAAGAGGCUGAGCAUUUCUAAACUUGGGCCAAGUGAACAAGUUAGAGCAUCUCCCCAAAGUUCAGUCAAAAGUAAUGACAGUGGAAUCCAGCAGAGCUCUGAUGAUGGAAGAGAAUCUUUACCUUCCACAGUGUCAGCCAAUAGUUUAUAUGAGCCGGAGGCAGAAAGGCAGGAUUCUUCUGUGUUUCUCGACUCUAAACAUCUUAAUCCAGGACUCCAGCUUUAUAGGGCUUCGUAUGAAAAAAAUCUUCCUAAAAUGGCUGAAGCUUUGGCUCGUGGCGCAGAUGUGAACUGGGCUAAUUCUGAGGAAAACAAAGCAACACCACUUAUUCAGGCUGUAUUAGGGGGCUCUUUGGUGACAUGCGAAUUUCUCCUUCAGAAUGGUGCGAAUGUGAACCAGAGAGAUGUGCAAGGGCGGGGACCACUGCACCAUGCCACUGUCUUAGGGCACACGGGGCAGGUAUGUUUAUUCCUAAAACGAGGUGCCAAUCAACAUGCCACUGAUGAAGAAGGGAAGGACCCUUUGAGUAUAGCUGUGGAAGCAGCCAAUGCUGAUAUAGUGACCUUGUUACGUUUAGCAAGAAUGAAUGAAGAGAUGCGGGAAUCAGAAGGACUUUAUGGACAGCCAGGUGAUGAAACUUACCAGGAUAUUUUUCGUGAUUUCUCCCAAAUGGCAUCCAAUAAUCCAGAGAAACUAAAUCGUUUCCAGCAAGAUUCACAGAAAUUUUGAAUUUUUUUAAGGGGAAAAUAGUAAAUCUGGUGACUCCCUAAUGUAUACAUCUGAAAACUCACAGAUUUUUACUUCUUUAAUUCUACUUACUUACUUUUAGUAGCUAUUGAGUUGUUUGGGAAAAAGGUACCCGUUCACUGAUAUUUUUACAAAUCAAAACAUAGAUCUCUAGUAGUUGGGAGAGGAACCUACUUUAAGACUUUUUUUAUUAAAAUUUUUUUUAAAAGCCUGUUUAAAGGGCUAUUUUUUGUAGGUUAAAAUUUAAAUCUAGACUUAGGCCAUCUCUAGGUUACAAGAUGCUAAGAGUUUAGACAAAAUAAUCUUUUUUUCCCAGUGGGUGGUAGCAUUGAUUUUUUUCUUCUGUGCACCGUGCCCAGGAUCGUUCAGUCAAGCAUAUCGGCAUCAAGUGGGAGCCUGAUGUCCUGCCUGACUUGAGAAUAUGUUUUUGCUUUAGCUUCCCUGAUGUUGGUGAUUCAGAAAUAGUUUUUUUCUGUUUGUUUGUUUCUUGGUAGCCUAGCUGUCAUAUACACAAUAUGUAAUUUAAUUAUUAGAACUAGAGCAUAUAUGCCCCCCAUUUGCUCAUAAAUGCAGUUAUAUUCCUCAGUUAU
Molecule: messenger RNA, 3239 nt
Organism: Eubalaena glacialis (North Atlantic right whale)
Lineage: Eukaryota; Metazoa; Chordata; Mammalia; Artiodactyla; Balaenidae
Gene: ACAP2
Product: ArfGAP with coiled-coil, ankyrin repeat and PH domains 2
Exons: 24
Coding region: 274-2631 (785 amino acids)
Cellular component (GO): endosome membrane; cytoplasm
Molecular function (GO): GTPase activator activity; protein binding
Source: RefSeq, a predicted model, not a curated record